Apaloderma vittatum (bar-tailed trogon) is the source of this 1104-nucleotide messenger RNA. RefSeq names its product NIPA-like domain containing 2 (gene NIPAL2). The record is from RefSeq and is a predicted model, not a curated record. NCBI's taxonomy places the organism in Eukaryota, Metazoa, Chordata, Aves, Trogoniformes, Trogonidae. The coding region runs from base 1 to 1104 and encodes 367 amino acids. Gene Ontology annotation, cellular component: membrane. Gene Ontology annotation, biological process: magnesium ion transport. The transcript is spliced from 11 exons. Gene Ontology annotation, molecular function: magnesium ion transmembrane transporter activity.
AUGGGCAUCCUUUCUGUUUCAGAGUGGGCAUCCCGGAAUGUGUCCUUCGGAGGGCCGGGCACUGGAAGCGAGCCCCUCUCUGGCCCCUGGUACAGCACACACAAGACUCAGCUCUUUGGAGUUUUACUUGCUGCUGCUUCAAAUUUUCUGAUUAGUGUCUCUUUGAAUAUACAGAAAUGUGCUCAUCUCCAACUGGCUUGCCAAACAGAGCUGAAGCCCUACUACAUGAGCAAGCUAUGGUGGUGUGGGAUUACCCUCCUGGGACUUGGAGAGGUGGGCAAUUUCACCGCCUACGGAUUUGCCCCCAUUGCCCUUGUCGCUCCACUGGGAUGUGUAUCUGUCAUAGGUAGUGCAUUUAUUUCUGUCUUAUUUCUAAAGAAGACCAUGAGGGCUGCUGAUAUAUUGGGAGGAACAUUGACAGUAACAGGGACGUACUUGUUGGUGACAUUUGCUCCAAACGUACCCCAAGAACUCACAGCAAGACAAGUACAGAAUUACUUAGUGAGCUGGCCUUUUUUGGUAUAUUCAAUCUUAGAAAUUAUAAUAUUCUGCAUUCUCCUCUACUUUUACAAAAGAAAGGCUGUGAAACACAUCGUGAUUUUGUUAAUGAUGGUGGCACUACUGGCAUCACUGACCAUCAUUGCUGUAAAGGCUGUGGCCAGCAUGAUAACACUCUCUGUGAAGGGGAAAAUGCAGCUAACCUACCCUGUUUUCUACAUCAUGAUUGUUUUGAUGGUAACUUCUUGUGUGUUCCAAAUCAAGUUCUUGAAUCAAGCAAUGCACCUGUACGAAGCAACAACUGUUGUGCCCAUUAAUUUUGUGUUCUUCAGCACCAGUGCCAUUGUUUCAGGGGUCAUAUUUUAUCAAGAAUUCCAAAGUGCAGCUUUGCUGAGUGUGUUCAUGUUUCUGUUCGGGUGUCUCCUGUCUUUCCUGGGUGUGUUUUUAAUUGCAAGAAAUAAAAAAGAGGAGCAAUUACAAGUUCGUUUUAUAGACUGUGGACAUAUUCCUGGACAAAAAUUGACAGGCAAAAUACAACCAGAUUCUCACAGUUCAUGCUAUGGCACUUUGAAUAAUGAAGACAAUUCAGUGAAAAGUCAAAGCUGA